Messenger RNA from Clunio marinus, 876 nucleotides. Lineage: Eukaryota; Metazoa; Arthropoda; Insecta; Diptera; Chironomidae. The record is from the annotation of a GenBank genome assembly.
AUGAACUACUUAACGUUCAUGUUCAUUGGAAGUUUGCUCUACUUGUCAACAACAAAAUCAAAGUUUUGUCAUGAGUUGGAGGGAAGAGUGAAGCGUGAUUUUCAUCCGUUGCGACAUUGCCAACGUUCAAACAAAAGUGUCAUCGCGUAUAUGAAAGUUGAAUCGCUUGAGGAGUGUUCUGACUUUGCAAAACUUAAUCGAGGUCUUGCAUUCAACUUUAGCCCGAAAGGUCGUGAAAAGAAUUUUUUCGCAACUAAUGCAACUUUUGAAAGUUCAGAAUUAGAAGAAUUUUAUAAUUGUGAAGUUUUAGACUGCCCCGAAUACAGAAAUUUCUCUUCUAUAGUUAAUGACACUCGUUUCGAUUAUUACAGCCUUUAUACUCGACCAUUACCAAAUGAACGCGCUUUGUGCAUUCCAUCAGUUGGAAUGUUUGUUCUCUACAAUAAGCGAAGCAACUAUUCAGUCGCUUAUAACAUCUGCAAAUCGAUUGAUGGAACUUUAGCUCAUAUUGCUUCUGAUAUAAGAAAUGUUCAGUUAUCGAGACUUUUAACUAGCGCUACAAAGGCGUCAGUAAAGGAAAGAAAUGCUUAUAUUGGACUCAAUGAAACAGUUCGUGGAAAAUUUCUUGCACCUUUCAAUGAACCUUUGGAAUGUUUCAAUUAUCGAGCUUGGGCACCUGGUCAUCCAAAAGACAUUCGAAAGCCAGGAUGUGUCGCUUUAACACCAGACGGUUCAUGGAAAGUGUUCAACUGUAAUCGAAAAUUAUUAUUCAUUUGUGAAGUUAACACUUCAGGUCCCAAUCCGUUCACAGUUAAUUUCAACCAAACCUGUAAUAUAAAAAAUCCCAACAAUCGUUUCAUACCAAAACUGUCGUAA